This is a messenger RNA of Microtus oregoni (creeping vole), 465 nucleotides long. Its product is annotated as coiled-coil-helix-coiled-coil-helix domain-containing protein 2-like. Gene Ontology annotation, biological process: positive regulation of transcription by RNA polymerase II; mitochondrion organization. Bases 1 to 465 code for a protein of 154 amino acids. NCBI's taxonomy places the organism in Eukaryota, Metazoa, Chordata, Mammalia, Rodentia, Cricetidae. Gene Ontology annotation, molecular function: sequence-specific DNA binding. The record is from RefSeq and is a predicted model, not a curated record. Gene Ontology annotation, cellular component: mitochondrion; nucleus. The transcript has a single exon.
AUGCCGCGUGGAAGCCGAAGCCUCUCUUCCCGGGUGGCCCCUCCGGCCAGCCGGGCCCCUCAGAUGAGACCUGCUCCUAGACAAGCGCCUGCAGCUCAUCUUCCAGCAACAGUGACUGAACCAUCUGCAGUUGGCUCACCUGCUGCUGCACCCCGGCAACCAGGCCUGAUGGCCCAGAUGGCGACCACUGCAGCCGGUGUGGCUGUGGGCUCUGCAGUGGGCCACACCCUGGGUCAUACCGUCACUGGGGCCUUCAGGGGAGGUGCCAGUGCUGAGCUUGCAAGGCCUGACAUCACUUACCAGGAGCCUCAGGGAGCCCAGGUGAUGAACCAGCAGUCUUUUGGACCUUGCUCUCUUGAAAUCACACAGUUCCUGGAGUGUGCCCAGAACCAGAGUGACGUCAAGCUCUGCGAGGGCUUCAACAAAGUGCUGCGGCAGUGCAGAAUUGCAAAUGGUUUAAUUUAA